Molecule: messenger RNA, 2605 nt
Organism: Octodon degus (degu)
Lineage: Eukaryota; Metazoa; Chordata; Mammalia; Rodentia; Octodontidae
Gene: Fhl1
Product: four and a half LIM domains 1
Exons: 8
Coding region: 197-1168 (323 amino acids)
Biological process (GO): muscle organ development
Molecular function (GO): transmembrane transporter binding
Source: RefSeq, a predicted model, not a curated record
CCCGCCACGGGGUCUCAGUCCGCAGCCGCCGCCGCGCUCGGCUUAGGUGCAGCAGCCACUACCGCUGGUCCUCUGUGCGAGAGAGCAUCCCCAGGCAGCAAUUGGAAGCUGUUCUCAGCUAUAUCCAGCCCUUACCGAAUACAUCCAGCGCCCCACGCGUCCAGUGUGAGGUCCCUCCAGCUAUAAGGUGGGCACCAUGGCUGAGAAAUUCGACUGCCACUACUGCAGGGACCCUUUGCAGGGGAAGAAGUACGUGCAGAAGGAUGGCCACCACUGCUGCCUGAAGUGCUUUGACAAGUUCUGUGCCAACACCUGUGUGGAGUGCCGCAAGCCCAUCGGCGCCGACUCCAAGGAGGUGCACUACAAAAACCGCUACUGGCACGACACCUGCUUUCGCUGUGCCAAGUGCCUUCACCCCUUGGCCAGCGAGACCUUUGUGUCCAAGGACAACAAGAUCCUGUGCAACAAGUGUGCCACUCGGGAGGACUCCCCCAAGUGCAAAGGGUGCUUCAAGGCCAUUGUAGCAGGAGACCAGAAUGUGGAGUACAAGGGCACCGUCUGGCACAAAGACUGCUUCACCUGCAGCAACUGCAAGCAAGUCAUUGGGACCGGAAGCUUCUUCCCAAAAGGGGAGGACUUCUACUGCGUGACUUGUCACGAGACCAAGUUUGCCAAGCACUGCGUGAAGUGUAACAAGGCCAUCACAUCUGGAGGAAUCACUUACCAGGAUCAGCCCUGGCAUGCCGAUUGCUUUGUGUGUGUUACCUGCUCUAAGAAGCUGGCUGGGCAGCGUUUCACCGCUGUGGAGGACCAGUAUUACUGCGUGGAUUGCUACAAGAACUUUGUGGCCAAGAAGUGUGCUGGAUGCAAGAACCCCAUCACUGGGAAAAGGACUGUGUCAAGAGUGAGCCACCCAGUGUCUAAAGCUAGGAAGCCCCCAGUGUGCCACGGGAAACGCUUGCCUCUCACCCUGUUUCCCAGCGCCAACCUCCGGGGCAGGCAUCCGGGUGGAGAAAGGACUUGUCCCUCAUGGGUGGUGGUUCUUUAUAGAAAAAAUCGAAGCUUAGCAGCUCCUCGAGGCCCGGGUUUGGUAAAGGCUCCAGUGUGGUGGCCUAUGAAGGACAAUCCUGGCACGACUACUGCUUCCACUGCAAAAAAUGCUCCGUGAAUCUGGCCAACAAGCGCUUUGUUUAUCACCAGGAGCAGGUGUAUUGCCCUGACUGUGCCAAAAAGCUGUAAAGUGACAGGGGCUCCUGUCCUGUAAAAUGGAAUUUGCAUCAUGUUAUUUGUGUCCUUGCUCUCUCUGCCCUACACCAUCAAUGGGACAGGAGUGCUCUUUCACCUCUUAAAGUUGUUCCUUGUGUCUUUUCUCCCAUUUUACAGUAUUACUCAAAUAAGGGCACACAGUGAUCAUAUUAGUAUUUAGCCAAAAGCAAAGUUGCAGCAAACUUAAUUUUUCUAUAGCUGCAAUGAAGAAAUGAAAAUUUAGAUAGAUUGACUCUUCUGCAUGUUUAUCAUAGAGCAGAAAAGUACUAACCAUGUAGCCACUUCAUGAUGUAAGCAAGAAGCAUAAGCGACAAAGUCCUGCUGACUGCCCUUCGUGGCUCAGUGGGGACCCAUCAUGCAGUCAGAAGACGUGCAAGAGUUGCAGCGGCUGCUCCAACUCGCUGCUCACUUUCUUCUGUGAGCAGAAAACGAACUUGCUGGGAUGCAUGGUUUAGCUUCCUAGUUAAAACUCUGACCCUUCUUCUGUUCUUUUGUGCUUUUACAUGACUAACAAGAAUUUCCAAAACGUUAACAUUUAGACUUAGCUGUAAUUUCCAGCUGACCAUUUCCGCACACUGGGAUUCGCUUUCCGUGUGUGGCAUGUGUUCUGUGCGUUCCUGCUUCACAGCGUGGAACCCACAGGAGUGUGUGAGCAGAUCGGAGGAAAGGAGCCCGUGUUAGAGCGGCAGCAUCCCAGUGAAUACUGCUGGGGGCUUAACAGAACUAACCCUGCUGUCUUUUUAAUUUUUUUUAAUUAACGAUAUUUUUGUUUUAAUUAAUAGUCAAAUAGUUUAUGAGUUUGGAAACUUGCAUGACAAUAUUUGAGCCCCCUCAGAUAGUCCUGCGGUCUUGAUAUUCAUCCUCCAGCAGUGACUGCAAAACUCAAGAGGGGUAGCUGAGCAGGCGUCAGGGUGUUGUUCAUGUGGAUCUGACAUUUUGAAACCGUGACAAGUUGAAUCCCUUGUGACAUAGUAGUUGUCUGCUCUUUGUCUGUGUGUUCAAGAGGGUUGCAGAAUCCCCUCUGCCGUGAUUCCUAGGACGUCUCCUCAAGAGCUUAGCUGACUCUCUGGGGAAGUGGGGAGGCCACUGCCCUCACAAGCAGAACCCAAUUUCCAUCUCCUGCAUCCCUGAGAGGCAGGAACACCUACUCACUGUAUCCUCCCUUAUUAUAUUACAUACUAUCACAUGACAGUACCCAAAGUAAACAUGUAAUGACAGUACAUAUUAAUGUUCUUGUAGGAGUGGAUGUAGAACUGAUGCCUCAUUUUUACAUUUUGUCAUUAGCUCUUAUUAUCCAAUGUUUGUGUAUCCUUACAGAAAUAAAGCAGCAUAGAAAUAC